AUGGGCCACCCCCUUCCAAGAGCGAGGCAAGAGCGAGGCAAGAGCGAGGGCACCCAAACCACCCACGGGUCUACAGUGGGUACGCGACACAUCCACCGCUCCAAACCCCACACGCCCCUGAGCGCGGUGCCCCUGUGCGUGGCUACCAACCACCACCUGCCUCCAUUGGACAGUUUGGACCUCGUCUCUCUGCGUCGACGCUGGGCCACGCCCCCCGGCCCCCCAGCAACUGCUGGACCUCCUCCUUUUUCGUCUCCAUUACCUCUGGCGAUUCCCUUCACCUUUCUGCAUCUUCAUCGUGCCGUCUACUUCGUCCAACUGAGAGUCUUUUGCUCUCUACCACACUCCUUUAACCAGGCCUGCUCGGUCCGCAGUCCUGUGAGGCAUUUUUAUCAUCAUGAAGACUUUCGUCCAGUUGACCCUUGCGGUCACCCUUGCCGCGAUGCUACCAAUGUCGACAAGCGCGAACCCGAUGUCGUGACCAAGGUUGUUGCUGGUCCUACCAUGGUCGUCUACCAGCUCAACGACAAAAUCGUCAACGCCGACGAGGCGAAGAAGGGCCUUGACAACGGCGAGUACGUAGUCGUUGGCGAGUCCCUCCCAACUUUCACUCCUCCCCCGGCCCCUUCCACCACCAAGGACCUCGGCGCCCAGUUUAUCGAGUCCAAGUCUACCACGACUACGACCACGACCACGACCACCCCGCCUCCUCCUCCCCCGACUACUACGUCGACCCCGCCGCCUCCUCCUCCUAGCUCCACUGCUCAGGCUCCUGUCGCCAACGCUGCCGCUAGCAGCGAUGCCGAUGAAAGCAGCAGCAGCUCGGGUGGCGAGGACAUCGACUUCCCCAGCGGCAAAGUCAAAUGCUCCGAGUUCCCUUCCAAGUAUGGCGCUGUGGCUGUCCCCUGGAUGGGGCUUCGUGGCUGGGCCGGUGCCCAGAAGGUCGCCAACUACCCCGACGCUCUGAGCUUCGACAACAUCGUUGACGCUAUUGCUGGCCAAGGCUGCAGCCCGGGUGACAUGUGCUCGUACGCUUGCAAGCCUGGUUACCAAAAGAGCCAGUGGCCGAAAGCCCAGGGCGCUACCGGCCAGUCGGUUGGCGGCCUCUACUGCAACUCUGAUGGCUACCUGGAACUCACUCGUCCCAGCGUUAAGCAGAUUUGCACUGCCGGCGAAGGCGGUGUCUCUAUCAAGAACGAUCUCGAUGAAGUUGUCGCCACCUGCCGCACCAGCUACCCGGGUAGCGAGAACAUGAACAUCCCCACUGUUGCCGAGCCUGGUCAGACUGUUCCUCUUACCAACCCCAGCCAGUCCGGAUACUACCAGUGGAAAAACAUGAAGACCUCGGCCCAGUACUACAUCAACCCCAAGGGCGUGGCUGCUGAAGACGCCUGUAUCUGGAAGAGCCCUGUCUCCCCCAACGACCGUGGCAACUGGGCCGCCGUCAUUGCUGGUGUCGGCAUGGCUGACGACGGCGUCACUUACAUUUCCCUCUUCUUAAACAAGCCUACCUCCUCCGCCCAGCCCGACUUCAACAUGGAGAUUAUUGGUGGCAACAGCAAAUGUGGUUACCACAAUGGCCAGUGGACUGGUGGCACCGACGGUUGCACCACCGGUGUUGCUAAGGGCCAGACUGCCACCAUCCGCUACUACUAA
Akanthomyces muscarius is the source of this 1656-nucleotide messenger RNA. RefSeq lists its product as uncharacterized. Gene Ontology annotation, cellular component: fungal-type cell wall; cell surface. NCBI's taxonomy places the organism in Eukaryota, Fungi, Ascomycota, Sordariomycetes, Hypocreales, Cordycipitaceae. Gene Ontology annotation, biological process: fungal-type cell wall organization. The transcript is spliced from 6 exons. The record is from RefSeq and is a predicted model, not a curated record. Bases 1 to 1656 code for a protein of 551 amino acids.